Pocillopora damicornis (cauliflower coral) is the source of this 994-nucleotide messenger RNA. RefSeq lists its product as uncharacterized. The record is from RefSeq and is a predicted model, not a curated record. NCBI's taxonomy places the organism in Eukaryota, Metazoa, Cnidaria, Anthozoa, Scleractinia, Pocilloporidae.
AGGUAAAAAGCGAUAAAAGGGUUAGGAAUAUUUCGACUGUUUAUGAAUGGCUUUCUUCCUUUUUCACACAAGGCUAGCAAGAUUGACAGGAUUUACUGGCAAAAGAGCUAGAGUUUUUCCUGAUUUGAUGUCAAAAUAUGGACUUGUUAGAACAGUAGUGACGAAAACGAAAGGCAAUUCAAACACACUUCUAAUUGGAUGGCGCCCUCCAUGGAAUCCGAAAUUACUUUCAGACGUGAAAGGGUUUUCCUCAAAAUCCUCAAGUAUGAAAUCAAGAAUUUUACAAGGGUUUCGAUAUUUUUGCUUGGCUGGUGGUGUAGUAUUUUGGUCGUGCGUUGCUGUUUCCUUGACGUUAAGUGCGACCGGAUUGUUAACAUUUGGGAUCGAGGAGGAGACAGUACAACUAAAGCACACAAACCCCCAUAUGGCAAAACACAUAGCGUCCAUGUUUCAGUUAUAUGACGAUCCCGAAGAUUUAUUAGAUGUGACGACUCUUAUGGAAGACAAAAAAGAUGAAUACGCUUUGAAGAGAGCGGCUUACAACUCAACCUGGAAAAAGCUGUCAAAUGAAGAAGGUUUCCGAACAAAGUUUGGAGACGAGGUGCUUGUGAUAGGGUAUAACCGCCAAGAAGUCUCUUUAAUUGAAGCACGUGACAGAACAGGAAAAGAAAAUGUUCACAAAAAUGAAGACAGAUGGAAAGUGUGUGUUUUCAUUGUUGGUUCUAAAGUAUCUGGUCUGGUGACGAUGGAAUUUCACAAAGUGACAAAAGGUGAAAUCAAGUGGGUCCCUGUGUCACUUUCUGUGGAAGAGAUACCAAGAUCAGGAAUUAAGAUCUGUGAUGUGUCUGCUCCUCUUCCCAAUGGUGUCUCAAAAUUUACCAGAUUCAUGAAUGAUGACUUGUGACUUCUAUUUUCGUGUAGUGCCUUGACAGACUAGACCAUAGUUAUGGGGGGCUGGUGACAGGUUAGGGAAAGGAAAACAAAAUUAAAUAUG